UUUCCUUGAAUUCGCAGACUUUGGCAGGGUGGUUGGCAGGGUCCCCGGUGGCAUAUAGAUCUCCAGCCUUGGGCAGGCUCUGCUCAGUCCCUGGAUGAAGAAGCCUUGAGGUUCCUGAGAUACAUCAGCACCACCCAGAUUGCAUGCAAUCACAUGAGCACAGACAGCCUGGCUACUGACUCCAGCCCUGCAAAGAAGCCCUGGUCAGUCUGUCUUGAUGACAGGUUUGGCUUAGCUCAUCAAAUCCGCAACAAGCAGUGUCGCCUCUACUCUUUAGGGCUGGGAAAUGAUGACACUCACUUUGAGGUCAGCAUGGCCAACAAUGGAUGCGAAGUGCAUCGUUUUGACCCUAGUGUCAAAUCAGCUCACAUUUUGGAAAGUCAGCGUCUUUGGUAUCACCGCCUGUGCAUUGACUGGAAAGAUCCCCAUCCAGCUGUUGCUGCCCACAAGCCACAGAGCAACACCAGAAAACUGGGAACCAUUUUGAAUGAAUUUGGGCAUCACAAGAUUGAUGUUCUCAAAGCAGAUCUGGAAAGUGCAGAAUGGAAAGUCUUAGAAAAUCUUAUCCUGGAAGAUGUCCUUGAGCAGAUCGGACAGCUCAUCUUUGAGAUCCAUCUCCACUGGCCUGGGUUCGAGGUCAGUGGCAAUGACAGCAGUGUAGUGCGCUUUUGGUAUAGCCUCCUGAAAGAGCUAGAACGAAAGGACUUCAGACUUUUCCACAGUUACAAAGAUUUAUCUAAACCUCAGCUUCUCCUGAAGAAAGACAUUUUCAAUGCAAGUAGCGGUUAUACUCUGAGCUGGGUGAAUACACGAUGGAAGUAGGCCGCAGGACAUCAGCAAGAACUCCAGGACAGGCUUGUGGAAUGAAAUAACGUGACUGUGAUUCCAACUAUCCUCACCUGUCCACCUCCUGCCCCCCCCCCCAGAGGUGGGGACAGUGUGAUUCACUUCGUAAGACAUAUAAACUGGUGGCUGUCAUGUGGUAAAGGCGCAGUUAACUCUCGAAGGGAUGGGCCCAGGAACAUGGCAGGCAUCAACCUCCGUGUGCUGUGGCCUGGCACUCCGUCUGGUGGCCUCUGACAGUGAGGUGCUAUCCUCCUUCUCUUUACUCCACACUUACCGUUUCCCCACAUUCCAUUAUGCUUCUACAAAGCAGGAAUUCAUCAACAUUAAAAAAUAAAUUCUAUAUUUUUUCCAUUGCUCCUCGGUUGAUGAGAUUCUUACGUUUGUAGGCUACUGUUGAAAUUAGGGCCGUUCAUUUGACUUUACUCCCCUCCUUUUAGAUUUUCUCCUAGGCCUUGUCAGAAACAUUCUUGACAGCCUUUGCUGAGGCCUUGCUGUG
Molecule: messenger RNA, 1342 nt
Organism: Condylura cristata (star-nosed mole)
Lineage: Eukaryota; Metazoa; Chordata; Mammalia; Eulipotyphla; Talpidae
Gene: METTL24
Product: methyltransferase like 24
Exons: 5
Coding region: 154-822 (222 amino acids)
Source: RefSeq, a predicted model, not a curated record